AUGCCGUUCCUCCGUCGGCGAGGCGUCAUGGCCAGCGAGUCUGACAUGCGCCGGCACACCUCCUUCUUCAAUCCGCUGGCCAUCUCCAAGCAGGCAUCACCACCGCCAAUACGUCCCGAGACGGCCAUCCCCGAAUCGGAAGUUCGCAAGUACUCGAUCCAGCUUCCUCGUUUUUCCAGCAACGUCGUCGCGGCUGCCGAGCAGGAUCGCGCCAAUGCUGGUGGCCUGGAUUCUCUCUCUCUGAACACCAUUGCGCCCUCUUUUCCCGCACCGCCCAUCACCCCUCCGGUCGACAGCAUCCACCAGGGCGAGGCCACCCGUGGCGCCAUGUCCAUCGAAAGCGAUAUGGACAGACCCGAGUCCCCUCCGAUCCAGGAGCAGACGCCCAAGCACCACCGCUUCUCCAUUCUACGCUUCCGCAAUGCCUCGGACUCCCAGCUGGCUGCCAGGGCCCGACAGCAGGCCCUGGCCGAAGAGAUGCCCCCCAUGCCUCGCCCCCCCGAAAUCAUCACGACCGCACCCACUUUGGAACUAGGCUCUGCGGCUGAGCGACUGCCUGGGCACAGGUCCGCUGUACGUGUCCGAAAGUCCGGCGAACUUGCACGGAUAGACGACGAGGGCACCCCUGGCGGAUCUGGCACUAGCUUCCGGAGCUGGCCGAAGAGGGAUAGGCGCAAGUCGAUGGUUGUGCAGUCAACAACAGACGGCAAGCAUUCUGCCGUUGCCUUUGAUGAGUCGACUUUCAACCAGCACGGAAAUCCGAUGCUCCCCGAAUACGGCGACGACUCCGGAUCGGCGCUCGCUCUUCCUGCUACCCGGCUCUCCGAGUCGUCUAGGUCUGACGGCAGCUCUGCCGAUCGCGUCUACGGCAGUACCACCACAACCACCCACACCGUUCAGACCACAACGACCUUCUUCCGCCUGCCGCGUCGCAAGAACGCCAAUCCACCACCCCUUUUCCCCAUCGGCCACUUGCCCCAGAAAGGACGGCCGAUCACUCCCUCCGAUACACCGGUGCCUGCCAAGCGCUCGUACGAAGGCAGCACGCGCAACGACAUCUCGGCAUCCUCACACGCCGGCGGGCUCUACGUCCUUGGCGAAGGACAGUCGACGCCGACACAAUCGCGACCGUCGUCCCAGAACAAGGCGUUAUCGACCCCGUCUGGAGUCGGACCAUCUCCAGCUCUCGUUAUCUUCCAGAAGGGAAACCACUCGCCAGCGUCUGCAUUCUUUCGCCCAAGCUCGCGAAACUCGGGCCGCUCAUCGCCGACACGCACGACUCCUGUGCCUUCGUCUGCCGCAGCUAUGCAUCUUCGGGGACGAUCGUCUACCCUGAGCUCUCUGGGCCGAGACUCUCUCGAAGGCAACCACCCUCCACCCACCGUGAGGAGUUCAUCUUCUGCCACAGGCCGCAAGAGCUUUGGCGACCUGCUGGGAUUUAGCCGCUUGAGACAGAACUCGGAACUCUCUGUCCGCCCAGGCUCACUCGCUCCCGGCACUCCCUCGAACAACUCGCUUCAUUUGCCGCGGGACUCCAUCACCCUUCCUGAACGGCGGGACGACGAUACGCCAGCCAAGUAUCUGGCCCGUCUGGAAGAGGUUGUCAGUCGCAGCGUGAUUGCCAGCGCAUUAUCCAAGUCGGCCGACCAGUUCUCCCAGGCCGUUCUGCGCAGCUACAUGCGCAGCUUUAGGUUCUUUGGCGACCCAAUGGACAUGGCCAUCCGGAAGCUCCUCAUGGAGGCUGAACUGCCAAAGGAGACGCAGCAGAUCGACCGCUGCCUGCAGGCCUUUGCAAACCGCUACCACGAAUGCAAUCCAGGGAUCUACAAUUCGCCGGACCAAGCAUAUUUCAUCGCAUUCUCGCUGCUGAUUCUACACACCGAUGUCUUCAACAAGAACAAUAAACACAAGAUGCAGAAGCAGGACUAUCUCAAGAACACGCGUGGCGAAGGCAUUUUCGACGAGAUUUUGGAAGUCUUCUACGACAACAUCACGUACACGCCUUUCAUCCAUGUCGAGGAUGAACUUGACAUUAACGGUGAUCGCAUCAUCACCCACAAGGCUAAGCGAAAGUACAUUUUCCCCAACGGGAAUGUGGACAUGGCCAAGAAAACAUCCAAGGAGCCCAUUGACCCUUACACGCUCAUCAUCGACAACAAGCUGGACAUUCUGCGGCCCAAUUUCCAGGACGCGAUGCAGCUCGAAGACCCUUAUAGCUACAUAGGCACAGCAAGCUCGCUGAACAUGAAGGAGUUGCAGAGUACAUUUUUCCGUACUGGCAUUCUCCAAAUCGUCUCGGCGCGGUCCCGGCCCGAUGCCUUCAUGACAUUGAAGACAGUCACGAAUCCGGAGGAGGCCCAUCCAGGCAUCGUGGACAUCAAAAUCACAAAAGUGGGCUUGCUGUGGCGCAAAGAGGCCAAGAGGAAGAAGGCACGGUCCCCGUGGCAAGAAUGGGGCGCCAUACUGACUGGGGCCCAGCUGUACUUCUUCCGCAACACUACGUGGGUAAAGAGUCUGAUUCAUCAGUAUGAGGGACAUGUUCGGCAUGGCCAUGACGGCAUCCCCGUUAUAUUCAAGCCGCCACUGGAAGAGUUCAAGCCCGACGCACUGAUAUCAACCGACGGCGCCGUUGCCUUGUUGGACUCGUCCUACAAGAAGCACAAGCAUGCGUUCACAUAUGUGCGUCGCGGGGGCGAUGAGGAGGUGCUUCUGGCGGACAACGAAGAAGAGAUGAACGACUGGCUCGCGAAGCUCAACUAUGCGGCUGCGUUCCGGACGUCUGGCGUCCGCAUACGCGGCGCCAUCGGCAGCCUGUACGAGGGCCAGAACAGACGGGUGCUGCGGCGUCUUGGGUCGGCCGAGGGCCAAGCGGUGCAGACUCCAAGCGGCGAGGUGACCAUUACGCGCAGCCGGAUCGACCAGAAGAUGGCGGAAGAUAUAUUGGCUGCACGCCGCGACAUUAUGCGACAAAAGGUUGCCGACGCGAACGAGAAGCUGGCAGGCGUAGAGAAGAAGCUGGAGGUACAGCUGCGCAACUCACGACAUCUGCAAAUCAUGUCGCCCAUUCAGCCCAAGACUCGCGAGCAGAUGCUGCACUCGGCCGCCCGCAUGGCCACCCAGGUACAAUGGACGCGGGUGGAAAUGUGGCGUCUCAAGUGCCAUCGUGAUAUCCUGGAGAUGGAUCUGGACGAGGAGCACCAGGCUGUCGGGCUAGGCUCAGAGCACGCACUGGAAAGCGGUGCCGCCCUUGCAGGAGCGGUAGCAGUGGCCCCCGGCUUGGGAGGAGUGGCGGCCGAGGGCUCCUCGUCUACGGUAAAUCAGCUGGAGCAGAAGCCCGGUCUCAGUCGGGAGGACUCGCUGGCCAGUUCGGCAAGCACAGUGCUGCAAUGCAGCCCAAGGCCAACGACCCAUUGUGGCUCUCUUGCCAGUGGCAGCGGUGGCUCUGGCAGUGUGAUCGGUGUCGUUACCGAUUUGCCGCUGUCAGACGCUUCCGCGACACCAUCAAGCGCCACGCCAACGGUUUCGACACAGCACAAUCGUCACAAGUCGGCAGAGCACACACCUACGACUGCUGGCAGCCCUGGUGUGCGGAAGGCGUCAGUCUCCAGUGCGGUGUCCGCCGGCAGCCAUUCAGCCCUGGUGACGCCUUCGCGCGCUGCACGGAGGCCGAGUCUGCCGAAUGAAUCGACGUUGCAGCGCCAGACUCCGACGACGGCAGUUCCCGCCGAAGACUCGCAGCUGGACCACACGCCGGAGCCGAACGACGAGGAUGCGGAUGAGCAAACGCUUCUCCAGAAAACCGGACUCCUGGAGCCUGGACUGAGUCUCGUGGGGGCUGAGGCCGGGAGCGGCAGGCCGGCACUGGCCGAAGAAAGCAGCACGCCGUUAGCAACCGGGACACAGCACCACUACCCGGCCUCACUACAUAGCCUGCCGCAGGCCCAGGGCAUGUCCCAGCAGUCGUCCCCGUCGCAACACGACAAGAACAAGAUUCGGCGCAGCCUACACCGCACUCUCAGGGAAGGUGCCGGCCACCUUUCGCACCACCGAGGCAAGAAGACAAGGGAGACGACCUCUGCUGGUGGCUCUGAUGAUGCGGCUGGCGAACCCGGCGUGCUCGAGCGUGGGAGCGGGUCGUUUGUGGUGCACGGAAAGAAGGCAUCUGUCAUCAGCUUUGGCGGCGAUUUGCAGUCGAUUUUGCCGUCAGACGAACGUCUGCGGCAGAGAAUGUCGCUCCAGCAGUCAUCGAUGACGACGGGGAAUGGUCAAGGCGAUGCAGCGCAGUCGCUGGCGGAAGAAGCCGAAGGCGAGGGCGUUCGAGGUAGUACGCCUGCUGGGAACAACGAUUUCCGGGCAAUGGUUCUCCAACACGAUCGCAAUCAAGAACGACGAGAGUCUGCAGCCAGCACCAGCACAGCGACAGCUCGCAGCUUCCGGGAGCUGCACAAAAAGUAUUCCUCCGUCCGGGCAGCGAGCAAAUCGAGUACGGGUGGCCGGUCGGCAUCGCGUCGUGACGAUGGCGAGAGUGAGGCCGCAGUGAGCAGUGGGCUGGAAGGAGGGCACACGCCGCUCACACCAGCCCUGGAAGAGUCAGAAGGCAGCGGGGAAAAGCACUUUCCUAGAAGAGGUAGAGGGAGGAUGGCUGACGACGAGAGCCAGGACGACUCUGACGCGGUGACGGAUGACGACGAAGACGACUACGACAACGACAGCAUCUAUUCAGUCAACGAAGACGUGCCGUCGCAGUUCUUCACGUCCGAACCGCCGGCGUCUCCGCGGGCGAGGACACCGGAAGUGGGAGACGAUGAGUCAGCAUUGGAGCUUGACAGCGGUUCUGCGACAGGACUCGCGGCUCAGACCAUCCACGCAUAG
Messenger RNA from Grosmannia clavigera kw1407, 4872 nucleotides. Its product is annotated as guanyl-nucleotide exchange factor. The record is from RefSeq and is a predicted model, not a curated record. The transcript is spliced from 2 exons. Lineage: Eukaryota; Fungi; Ascomycota; Sordariomycetes; Ophiostomatales; Ophiostomataceae. Gene Ontology annotation, biological process: regulation of ARF protein signal transduction. Gene Ontology annotation, molecular function: guanyl-nucleotide exchange factor activity. The coding region runs from base 1 to 4872 and encodes 1623 amino acids.